Messenger RNA from Brienomyrus brachyistius, 2209 nucleotides. RefSeq names its product solute carrier family 38 member 6 (gene slc38a6). Lineage: Eukaryota; Metazoa; Chordata; Actinopteri; Osteoglossiformes; Mormyridae. The record is from RefSeq and is a predicted model, not a curated record. Gene Ontology annotation, biological process: L-glutamine transport; amino acid transmembrane transport. Gene Ontology annotation, molecular function: L-glutamine transmembrane transporter activity. Bases 36 to 1421 code for a protein of 461 amino acids. The transcript has 17 exons.
GUCGACAAUGAAAUCUGAAGUGAACAACGUAUGCAAUGUCAUGUGACCGAAGAGGAAUGCAUCGCAUUGAGCACUGCAACAACACGGUCCAAUCGGCCGAUGUUAUUCAGGAAGAUGACAGCGAGAAUACGCCGUUAUUGAGGGAUGGCCCCAGGACUCAGGCCUCCCCGGGGGCAUCUUUCGGUUCCUCUGUCUUCAACCUGAUGAAUGCCAUCAUGGGCAGUGGCAUCCUGGGUCUGGCCUAUGCUAUGGCUCACACGGGGAUCCUGGGCUUCUGUAUCUUGCUGGUGUUUGUCUCCAGUCUGGCUUCCUACUCCAUUCACCUGCUCCUUAAGAUGUGUGACCAGACACGUCUCUCCUCCUAUGAAGAUCUCGGGUUCUGUGCCUUCCAGAAGCCAGGCAGAGUUCUGGUUGCAGCCACGAUUCUGAUCCAGAAUGUUGGAGCCAUGUCCUCCUACCUGUUCAUCAUUAAAUCUGAAGUUCCUGCUGCCGUCACCGGCUUCCUGACCCCGGGGACCACUGAUCAUGCCUGGUACCUGGAUGGGAGGGUGUUGCUGCUCCUGGUCACCCUGUUUGUGGUGCUUCCUCUAGCCUUGCUGCCGAAAAUCGGAUUCCUGGGCUACACCAGCGGCCUGGCCUUCUUCCUCAUGGUCUUCUUCGCCAUUGUGGUUGUAAUAAAAAAAUGGAGCAUCCCCUGUCCCUUGCCUUGGAAUGAGACUCUAAGCUCUUCACAGUUCUCUAAUUCCUCUGCCUCCGACUGUGUUCCCAAACUCGUCGUCAUCUCCAGUAAGAGCGCCUAUGCAGUGCCAACCCUGGCGUUCUCCUUCCUUUGCCACACCGCAGUCCUGCCCAUCUACUCUGAGCUGCGCAGGCCCACCAAGAAGAGGAUGCAGAACGUAGCCAACGUGGGGAUCUCCCUGAGCCUGCUCGUCUACCUAAUCUCUGCCCUGUUUGGCUACCUCACAUUUUACGAGCACGUGGAGUCUGAGCUUCUGUUGGGUUACAGCACCUUCCUGCCGCGCGACGCACUGAUCAUGUCCGUGCGCCUGGGAGUCCUGCUGGCCGUGCUGCUGACCGUGCCUCUCAUCCACUUCCCCACCCGAAAGGCACUGAGGAUGCUGAUCCUGGGCGAGCAGGCCUUCUCGUGGCUCAGCCACGUCUUGCUGACCAUCCUGCUGCUCGCGCUGGUUCUGCUGUUGGCCGUCUUUGUUCCAGACAUCAGGAACGUGUUCGGGGUGGUGGGCUCCACCACAUCCACGUGUCUGCUGUUUGUGUACCCUGGCCUCUUCUACCUCCGGAUCAGCACCGAGCCGCUCAAGUCCCUACAGUCCAUAGGUGCUCUCCUUCUGGUCAUCGUUGGAAUGCUGGUGGGUGUGCUCAGCUUCUCCAUCAUUGUGGUCACCUGGGCCCUAAACCCCUAAGUGGGCUGAACUGCUACUAUGCCGGCACCAUGGGGGGGGGGGGGAGCUGGCAUGGAGGAAACAACCCAAGACACUCAGGAAACCACACCGAAGCAAAAAAGGAAUUUCAGGACUGGUUUGACUGUUCGGGCAGCUUUGACAUUCAUAAGGUGCUGUUUGGGUUUUGAUCAAGCCAAAGCUGGCGUCUUGUGUCUUUUGUAGUCACUGUGAUGAUUGUUUUUUUUUGUCUUUCUUAAGGGCGUCAUAUUUUAAAAGCAAAGGUUUACCCAGACAAUUGGGUGGUGAGUGCUGCAGGAAGUCAAUGAUGUGUUAUUAGAUCAAACGUUUCCCAGGUGAGUCAGCUGAGCGCAGGUAGAGUUUCAGCCCCGCGUCGCUUUUCGGGCCUCGCGCGGGCUCACGUUACGACCUUCAGUACCCUCCGCGCAAACUCCCACAAGCCCGCUCCGGGACCGAACUGCCAAAUGCAGCCAUCUGUGCAUUUCUACCUGCGAAUGUGUCUGUUAGACAGAAUCUGCCGGCUCGUGUUACGCGACUUGAUGACUUGACAUGGAGGACAUCGCAUACCUGGAAGGAGUUCUGACGAAAUGAAGUUCAGCUUUACCCGCUCUGGGUUUGCGGCGCUGCUCUGCCCAUCUGGCUGGUUUAGUUUUUCCUGCGAUGACCUGAGUAUCUUGCACAUGUAAUAUGUACGCAGGCUGGGUUUGCUGGGUUUGUGCUGCGCCGGCAGUGGAUCACUGAUUGGAGAUCAGUACGGGAUUUUAAUUAAAGGGACCGCAGUGAUGGAAGCA